CUUUUGGGUCUUCGACGAACAUCGAAACACCGCGAUUGCUUCUUCUCUUUUUCUGUUCACAUACUCACGCUCCAAUCUGGCUGCCGAUACGCUCUCUAAGCGUCGCAACGACUGUCAUUCUCUUAUUAACGUCCGGUGACGUCGCUCGGUCCCUCCACGUAACGGGUUCAGCCAACACGGAGACAGCAACUCCAGGCUUCCACAUCAACAACCUUCGCUCUACGCCCGCGUCAAGCAACAUUUACCACACCUAUCAAACCUUGGAGCUUUUCGUACGCGAUCGACACAAUGGCAUCAUACGGUUAUGGACAGAACCCCCAGUACGGCGGCGGGGGUGCGCAAAACCUCCAAUUCUACUCCUCCUCGUUUUCGAACCAGCCGGUAUCAGGGCACUCGACACCGUUUCAGGCCAACUACGGUGCGCCGGCAGCUCAGGCUUUCCCUGCGCAGUAUGGUCAGGGAUUCUCCGCACCAGGCGUAAGCGGACAGAUGGGCAUGGGAGAGUCGGGGCUGAGGACAGGAUGGCUCGCAGCUUUCGGCGCUGAAGGAUAUGAAGGGGAGCCACCGCUACUUGAAGAGCUUGGAGUGAACUUCGGGCAUAUUCAGUCGAAGACCCUUGCGGUGCUGAAUCCUUUCAGGCGGCUUGAACCGCACAUCAUGGACGACAGCGACGUUGCGGGUCCCAUUCUCUUCUUUUUCAUCUUCGGGACAUCUCUUCUGCUGUCGGGAAAGCUUCAUUUUGGAUACAUCUAUGGACUCGGACUUGUAGGCACAAUAUUGCUCCACCAAAUCAUCUCGCUCAUGUCGCCUCCUAUCAGUGCGGAUGAGGCUGCAGCAGGACAAGACCACGGUCACCAGCGUGGUUCACACCUUGGUUCCUCGUUGACAUACCCUCGGUCAGCUUCAAUUGUGGGCUAUUGCUUACUUCCUCUUGUACUGGUCUCGACCUUGGGCAUCGUUGUACCUCUGGACGGACUCUUUGGCUACGUCGUCACGAUCAUGUCCAUCAUGUGGUGCUCAUACUCAUCUAGUUCAAUGUUCACUGUCGCUGGCCGCAUGACCUCAAUGAGAGGGCUGGUCGCGUAUCCUAUGGUACUGUUUUACGGUAGUUUCGGUAUCAUGGCAAUUUUCAGCUCUCGAGGCACUGGGCAAUUGGGAAAGGUGGCAGCUGGACAGGCAUGAGGGGCCAAAGCCACCAAAAGCGAACAUGGCAGAUCAUCAGCAUACAGCGCACGGCGUAAGAUACCUUGAUGUAGUUACAGAUUUUGCAGCGGCAAGUUUGACAUUCACACCCUGAACAUUGUUGAGCCAAUCGGCGUGCGGCUCUUACUAGUGUAUCGCAAGGAAUGACGAUGAGGACCGUACCCUGCUCUUUCCGAGCGGCCAAA
Boeremia exigua is the source of this 1388-nucleotide messenger RNA. RefSeq lists its product as uncharacterized. Bases 289 to 1182 code for a protein of 297 amino acids. Gene Ontology annotation, cellular component: trans-Golgi network; membrane. NCBI's taxonomy places the organism in Eukaryota, Fungi, Ascomycota, Dothideomycetes, Pleosporales, Didymellaceae. The record is from RefSeq and is a predicted model, not a curated record. The transcript has 4 exons. Gene Ontology annotation, biological process: endoplasmic reticulum to Golgi vesicle-mediated transport; vesicle fusion with Golgi apparatus.